ACCAAUUCGUUUACGGAUGAGUCAACUGGUGGCGCGUCUGAUAUUUAUCGACGAGCCAGUGAAUUGGAGCUGUAUGCGGACGAAAGGUUGCGUCAAAUGAUCGAAACAUCUGAAAAGAAGAAGAAAAAGAGACUGACGUUGAAUUGCUGUCAGAACACUUUGGUUGGUGCUGACAGUUGA
Messenger RNA from Anisakis simplex (herring worm), 180 nucleotides. The record is from the annotation of a GenBank genome assembly. Lineage: Eukaryota; Metazoa; Nematoda; Chromadorea; Rhabditida; Anisakidae.